Cyclopterus lumpus (lumpfish) is the source of this 553-nucleotide messenger RNA. RefSeq names its product group 10 secretory phospholipase A2. The coding region runs from base 48 to 509 and encodes 153 amino acids. The transcript has 4 exons. Gene Ontology annotation, molecular function: calcium ion binding; phospholipid binding. Gene Ontology annotation, biological process: arachidonate secretion; phospholipid metabolic process; lipid catabolic process. Lineage: Eukaryota; Metazoa; Chordata; Actinopteri; Perciformes; Cyclopteridae. The record is from RefSeq and is a predicted model, not a curated record.
UCCCUUGAGUGGAAGUCAACACUUGGUCGGGCUGCCUGUCGCGUGCCAUGGCUGCUCUUUGCCGGAUACUUCUCCUGCUCUCUGUGGCUGCGGCCUCUGCCGAGACACGCCGGGCCCCGCGGACAAAGAGAGGGUUACUGGAGCUGGCGGGGGUCAUCAAAUGCAGCACGGGGAGAUCGGCCUUGGCUUAUAUGAUGUACGGAUGCUACUGUGGAGUGGGGGGUCAAGGCUGGCCCCGGGACCGGGCGGACUGGUGUUGCCACAGACACGAUUGCUGUUAUGGAGAUGCAGAAAGCCUCGGCUGCCAAACCAAAACAGACCAGUACCAGUGGACGUGCGAGGACAAGAAAGCGGACUGCGAUGGUUUGAAAGACAAGUGUGAAAAGCUGCUGUGCAAGUGUGACAGAGACGCUGCCAAAUGUUUGAGGAAAGCACCGUUCAUCUCCAAAUUCGCCCUGUGGCCCGAUUUCCUCUGCGGCCACGAACACCCAAUGUGUAAUAUUUACUGACGCAAUAAAUGCCUUUUUGGAAAUAAAGCAUGUCACAGCAAUAA